Colletotrichum gloeosporioides is the source of this 1365-nucleotide messenger RNA. RefSeq lists its product as uncharacterized. Bases 1 to 1365 code for a protein of 454 amino acids. Gene Ontology annotation, biological process: regulation of DNA-templated transcription. Gene Ontology annotation, molecular function: zinc ion binding; DNA-binding transcription factor activity, RNA polymerase II-specific. The record is from RefSeq and is a predicted model, not a curated record. The transcript is spliced from 4 exons. Lineage: Eukaryota; Fungi; Ascomycota; Sordariomycetes; Glomerellales; Glomerellaceae.
AUGCCCUUGGGUCCAUUCGACCGUCGGACCAAAAGGUCUCGCUGCGUUGCGUGCGCCACAAGUCACUCUAAGUUCCAGUGCUCUGGCUUGAGUCCUUGCACAAGAUGUCGGAAGCGGGGAGUCGAAUGCCUCUUUCCAGGGUCGCCGCCUGAAGCCAAGGGUGCCAUCAUCAAGCUGGAGAGAGGGAGGAUCCACACGCCCAAAGACUUUCGGCCUCCGGCAGCGGUGCACCCUCGAAAGCCCAUUCCAGAUGUCACGUUCGGUUAUUUGUUCUACUUCGACAUGUUUGUACGAACGAACAGUUUCACUGGACGAGAGCCAUCUUUCAUUUCCGACGUCCAACGCUUGAUAAAGUCCUCUAGUGAUUCGGCCUUACAUCCGAGUCGCUCGCUGUUCGAUGCCAUGCUUGCACUCGGCGCCAUGCAAGCCCACUCCCUGGGCGCUAUGGCACAUAAUGAUAACUUUAGAUUCGCCUUGCGAUCAUAUCAACAAUCUCUGCAUGAACUGCGCAAUACAGUCUCCAACUUCUCUCCGGCGAAGAGAGACUCCAUAGCCUGGUCCACUUUCUUUCUCGGCUUAUUCGAGCUGCUGCAAGACGCCUCUGGACAAAAGUGGCUUCAGCACAUGGUCUUCGGCACAGCGCAGGCCCUUGUCGCUAGCGGUCCUGCGGCGUGUAGAUCGGGCACGAUGAGAACGUUCUUCAUCCAGGCGCGCACGUUCGAAGCAUGCAGGUCAAUCAUUUUCAAUCAGCCCAGUUUCCUAGCACAUCCAGACUGGAUCGGCUUGACAGGCGAUCUCACGACCGAUUUGGAUGAAAUCCUCAAGUUGGUAGUACUAAGUUCUAGUCUGCGUGUUCGGACGGCCGAAUUCACAAGCAAGGCGUUUCCAGCUCAGGCAACGUCGGACGUCCAUCUGAGCGAAGGCCUGGAGUUGGCAACCGAGGGCUUCAGCUUACGAGAAGCACUUGAAUCCUGGGAGUUUACUACAUCGUUUCUUCCGGACGCAGCAGACGAGAGGUUGUUGUCAACUGCAUACCACUCGGCCACCAGCAUCUAUCUGUCAGGGAAUUACGAUUAUGACCUGGCACAGUGGCAGGAGCUUGGCGUUGCGGUGCCAAUAUUGAGUGCAAGGCGGAUUGAAGAGCAUUUUGACGCCAUCGUGGCGACAGUCAAAGAGGCUUUGAAGGGAUCUAGUCUGUCGCCGUUGCUAUUCUUGUUUCCACUGAGGGUUGCCGGGGCACGCGCGAAGAAUUACCAGCAGCGAGAGGCUGUCGUGGACCUUCUGCGAAGCGUUCGACGUAGUUUUAUCGUGGCGGAUGCGAUGCUGGAGGAGCUGAGAGAAUUGUGGACUAGGACUUCUGGCUAA